GCUUUGCUCCUGUAACUGCAUGUUUACAGAGCUCUAAAACAGAGAUGGAUAAAACUGCCCCUGCGCUAGGGAACAUCCGCACCGCGCGUCUGGGAAGACCCUGUGGCGGACAGUGUAUCAAGCUCCUAAUGGGGACCGUUCACUGCGCCCUAGGAACUAUGGGGCCCACGGGGGGCGGGGACCGUGUCCUUCCCGGCGCUUAGAGAAAGCCUCCUGCUACUGUCUGGGGGUUAGCUGGGGAAGAAGGAAGAAGACAGAGCGUUUCAAGCGUUGGGGCAGUCACGUGUGUAAAGACUGUUUUGUUCAGGAAGUGGUAGUGGUUCAUUGCGAUCUGACAAGAUCAAAGCUGCGAGAGAAUGGACAGUGAGGUACAGAGAGAUGGAAGGAUCUUGGAUUUGAUUGACGAUGCUUGGCGAGAAGACAAGCUGCCUUAUGAGGAUGUUGCAAUACCACUGAAUGAGCUUCCUGAACCUGAACAGGACAAUGGUGGCACCACAGAAUCUGUUAAAGAACAAGAAAUGAAGUGGACCGACUUGGCCUUGCAGUACCUCCAUGAGAAUGUUCCCCCCAUAGGAAACUGACGCCUGGCUCCUUGUUCAUCAACAGAUUUUUUUUUUUUUUAAAUACACAGAUACAAAAUGUUUUCUUUCAGUCUCCUAAUUUGAGUCUUUUAGUGACAGGUCAGCACUCAAAAAUGUGCAGUUAACUUUGUGGCAGCCAAAUGCAAUGUGAAAUUACUCAGCCAGAAUGAGAAGCUGACUGAUCUCUUGUGAGUGAACCUAAAGGUCCUUUGAACCUAAGGUUCUUCAUUGACUAGCUCAUGUUUCAUCAUGAUUCAUUAAACAUUUGCCUUCAACUCUGA
Hippopotamus amphibius kiboko is the source of this 862-nucleotide messenger RNA. It is a transcript of the gene ANAPC13, whose product is annotated as anaphase promoting complex subunit 13. The coding region runs from base 357 to 581 and encodes 74 amino acids. Gene Ontology annotation, cellular component: anaphase-promoting complex. Gene Ontology annotation, biological process: protein K11-linked ubiquitination. The record is from RefSeq and is a predicted model, not a curated record. The transcript has 3 exons. Lineage: Eukaryota; Metazoa; Chordata; Mammalia; Artiodactyla; Hippopotamidae.